AUGCUAACUGGUUUCCANGAUGCCAACGAGGACCCCGACCACGCAUACCUCUUGUUCUCUGCCACGUUCCCCAAGGAGUCCCGUAAGGUGGCUCGUACCUACAUGGACCAGGAUGCCGUGCGUGUCCGUAUCGGCCGUGCUGGUUCGACCCACAAGAAUGUCACUCAGGACAUCAUCUUCGUUGAACGUAACCAGAAGAAGCAAGCUCUGUACGAUCUCCUUAUGGCUAGAGAUCCCUGCCGUACCUUGAUCUUCUGCAACAGCAAGGGCGCUGUUGAGGAGCUCGAUGACUACCUCUUCAACCGCGGCUUCCCUACCAACUUCAUGCACGGCGAUCGUUCUCAGCUCGAGCGUCAAGACUCGAUGCGCAUCUUCAAGAGCAGAGAGAAGGGUAUCUUGAUUGCCACCAACGUCUUUGGUCGCGGCAUCGAUGUUCCCCAGGUCAACCACGUCAUCUGCUAUGACCUGCCUGGAGUUGAGUAUGGCGGCAUCUCGGAGUACAUCCACCGCAUCGGACGUACUGGUCGCAUCGGCCACAAGGGCCACGCUACCUCCUUCUACAACGAGCGUAACGAGGACAUUGCUCCUGCCCUGGUCAACAUUCUCCUGGAGACCGACCAGCCUGUUCCCGACUUCCUUGAGCAGUUCAAGCCUGACAGUGGCAAGGCCGAGUUCGAGGACGACAUCACCGAUGAGGAGGACGAGGCCUUUGAGCCUGGCUAUGUCGCCGCCCCUGGUGCUGGUGCUGGUGCUGGUGCCUUUGACGAGGCUCCCGCUCCCGCCGCUUGGGGCGCUGAUUCUUCAGCUCCCGCUGCUGCCGAGGCCGACCCCUGGGGUGCUUCUGCUGCUGUUUCCUCUUGGUAG
Aureobasidium uvarum is the source of this 864-nucleotide messenger RNA. NCBI's taxonomy places the organism in Eukaryota, Fungi, Ascomycota, Dothideomycetes, Dothideales, Saccotheciaceae. The record is from the annotation of a GenBank genome assembly.